Messenger RNA from Cyphomyrmex costatus, 1443 nucleotides. Its product is annotated as transcription factor Sox-11. The record is from RefSeq and is a predicted model, not a curated record. The coding region runs from base 1 to 1443 and encodes 480 amino acids. Gene Ontology annotation, biological process: negative regulation of transcription by RNA polymerase II; positive regulation of transcription by RNA polymerase II; brain development. Gene Ontology annotation, molecular function: RNA polymerase II cis-regulatory region sequence-specific DNA binding; DNA-binding transcription activator activity, RNA polymerase II-specific. Lineage: Eukaryota; Metazoa; Arthropoda; Insecta; Hymenoptera; Formicidae. The transcript has 2 exons. Gene Ontology annotation, cellular component: nucleus.
AUGCUGCCAACGCAGCAAGAGAGCCCCACGAGUUCGUCGGAGGUGUCCAUCAAGUUCGGAUCCUAUCUCGUGAAUGAGAAUUCUCCCACGCCGUAUUCGGAUGCCACGAGGACGAAAAAGAACAAUCCCAACCGCAUCAAGAGACCCAUGAAUGCGUUCAUGGUCUGGUCGCAGAUGAGGCGCAGAGAGAUUUGCGAGAAACAGCCAGAUAUGCAUAAUGCUGAAAUCAGUAAAAGUCUAGGGAAAGAAUGGAAGUUAUUACCGGAGAUGGCGAAAAAGCCUUACAGAGAAGAGGCCGAACGACUCAGGAAGCUGCAUCAGAAAGAGUACCCAAAUUACAAAUACCGACCAAGGAAGAAGACUUCAAAACCCGCUGAGGUUUUGAAGGCAAAAGAGAGGAAAAGAACGCGGAAAUCGGUAUCCCUAUCGUUGUCGUCGCCGUCACUACCGCCCUCUCCAUCGUCGUCGUCAUCGAUGUUGUCGACGCCGUCAAACAGCCCGGCCUCGAUGCUGGCCAGCUCAUCCUUGUCACCGCUGUCGCCGGUCUCUGCGGCACCCGCUGCUAGUCACGCUGCCAGGACCAGAAAUGAUAAUAAUAACAAUACCCGACAGCAGAUGCUGAAGAAGCCGAUGAAAAAGCUUCAAUCGAGUGUUAAACCGAUGUCCAGGUUGAACUCAAAACACAUCGAAUUGACUUUAGAGACCUUGGAAACGCCACAUCAUAUGUUGCGUUCUGAUGUGGAUUACAACUCGGCACCGUUAUCAAUUCCCGGCAAGGUGCCUACCAGUCCGACCUGCGAUACCCCUGACUCGCCCGAGUCCGCCUUCUACGAUGAAAGUUACAAUCCCGAGAAUGUUAUCAACAACAACGCGAUCUGCAACGUCGCUCUUAAGAUCAAGCAGGAACCAAACGUAGAACUGAGAGAACCGAAGGUGGAACCGGAGUCGGAAUUGGAUGAAAUCAAUUUCGCCUCGAAAGACAUAAUUCUAGCGUCUGUGGACUUACCAUCGACAAUGCGGACGGACAAUCAUGGUUACUGUCACACGAAUUUGACUUCCGCCGUUCGGCAGAUGAGUUUGCAAGUGAAGCGGGAACCUUCACAGCCCACGAUGAUGAACGCUGUUGUCCCAAUGACGAUGCUUCCGUCGCCAGUAUCCAUCAUGUCGUCCACCUUUGUAACGCCGACAACGGGCAUCACUGGAGGUACCACCAUUGAUGACUCUUUUCUCACGGAUGAGACCCUUAUUAGCAACAUCGGUCGUCCGGUCAACCUUGAGGAACUUAUAAACAGCUUUCCACAACUCGCCGAUCAAUCUCUCUCCGAUCAAGCAUUAACCGACUUAUCAAACGACAUCGACAUGAUGAUGCCGGAUUUGGAGUUUAAUCGUAAUGAGGAGAUUAUGUCCAUACUCGGUACUGACGAAUGGAACGGGUCCUACUGA